Molecule: messenger RNA, 7842 nt
Organism: Aphidius gifuensis
Lineage: Eukaryota; Metazoa; Arthropoda; Insecta; Hymenoptera; Braconidae
Gene: beta-Spec
Product: spectrin beta chain
Exons: 11
Coding region: 270-7475 (2401 amino acids)
Biological process (GO): neuron development; actin cytoskeleton organization
Cellular component (GO): spectrin; cell projection; plasma membrane
Molecular function (GO): phospholipid binding; actin filament binding; structural constituent of cytoskeleton
Source: RefSeq, a predicted model, not a curated record
GGUCAAAAAAUAAAAAAAAAAAAGGAGAGAAAAAAAGUGUGUGGUGUGGUGUUUGCCGAGUGCCUAGGCGGUGGAUUAAAGACCCAAGGAGUGUAUUUCAUAUUACGGUAUUUUGUGUGUAAAUUAUAUAUUAUUGACGUGAAGGUUGUAUGUGUCUUGUGCAGCAUUGAUAAGGAUUUAACUAAUCAUCAUUUAAACUAAAUAAACACCCUUUUGAAAAAGGGUUGAUAAAUUAAAUAUAUUGUUGAGCUGUUGGUCAAAUUAAUAAAAUGACGACCGACAUCUCGGUUCAGCGUACAGGAUGGGAUCCAACGUUACAACAGGAGAUUGUCGACGAAUACGAAUACGAUGGUGGAAAUUCAAGUUCAAGAUUAUUUGAACGUUCAAGAAUCAAAGCAUUAGCAGGUGAACGUGAAUCUGUACAAAAAAAAACAUUUCAAAAAUGGGUUAAUUCACAUUUGGUACGUUGUUCAUGUAGAAUUGGUGAUUUAUAUGUUGAUUUGCGUGAUGGUAAAAUGUUGAUAAAAUUAUUAGAAAUAUUAUCUGGUGAACGUUUGCCACGUCCAACAAAAGGUAAAAUGCGUAUUCAUUGUUUAGAAAAUGUUGAUAAAGCAUUACAAUUUUUACGUGAACAACGUGUACAUUUGGAAAAUAUGGGAUCACAUGAUAUUGUUGAUGGUAAUCCACGUUUAAGUCUUGGUUUAAUAUGGACAAUAAUAUUACGUUUUCAAAUACAAGAUAUUACAAUUGAAGAAACAGAUAAUCAACAAACAAAAUCAGCAAAAGAUGCAUUAUUAUUAUGGUGUCAAAUGAAAACAGCUGGUUAUCAUAAUGUAAAUGUACGUAAUUUUACAACAUCAUGGAGAGAUGGUUUAGCAUUUAAUGCAAUAAUACAUAAACAUCGUCCAGAUUUAAUACAAUUUGAUAAAUUAUCAAAAUCAAAUCCAAUGAAUAAUUUAAAUAAUGCAUUUAAUGUUGCUGAAGAUAAACUUGGUCUUGUUAAAUUAUUAGAUGCUGAGGAUAUAUUUGUUGAUCAUCCAGAUGAAAAAUCAAUAAUAACAUAUGUCGUAACGUAUUAUCAUUACUUUUCAAAAAUGAAACAAGAAACAGUACAUGGUAAACGUAUUGGUAAAGUUGUUGGUAUUGCUAUGGAAAAUGAUAGAAUGAUUAAUGAAUAUGAAAGUAUGACUAGUGAUUUAUUACGUUGGAUUGAGGGUACAAUUGAAUCACUUGGUGAUCGUCAUUUUGCAAAUUCACUUGUUGGUGUACAAUCACAGCUAUCACAAUUUUCAAAUUAUCGUACUAUUGAAAAACCACCAAAAUUUGUUGAAAAAGGUAAUCUUGAAGUAUUGCUAUUUACAUUACAAUCUAAAAUGCGUGCUAAUAAUCAAAAACCAUAUACACCAAAAGAAGGUAAAAUGAUAUCUGAUAUUAAUAAAGCAUGGGAAAGAUUAGAAAAAUCUGAACAUGAACGUGAAUUAGCACUACGUGAAGAGCUAAUAAGACAAGAAAAAUUAGAACAACUUGCUGCAAGAUUUAAUAGAAAAGCAAGUAUGCGUGAAACAUGGUUAUCAGAAAAUCAACGUCUUGUAUCACAAGAUAAUUUUGGUUUUGAUCUUGCUGCUGUUGAGGCUGCUGCUAAAAAACAUGAAGCAAUUGAAACAGAUAUAUUUGCAUAUGAAGAACGUGUACAAGCUGUUAUGGCUGUAUCACAAGAACUUGAAACUGAAAAUUAUCAUGAUAUAUUAAAAAUUAAUGAAAGAAAAGUUAAUGUAUUACGUUUAUGGAAUUAUUUACUUGAGCUAUUACGUGCACGUAGAAUGAGACUUGAAUUAUCAUUACAAUUACAACAAAACUUUCAAGAAAUGCUUUAUAUACUUGAUAGUAUGGAAGAAAUUAAACAAAGAUUAUUAACUGAUGAUUAUGGUAAACAUUUAAUGGGAGUUGAAGAUUUAUUACAAAAACAUUCAUUAGUUGAAGCUGAUAUAAAUGUACUUGGUGAACGUGUUAAAGCUGUUGUACAACAAAGUCAAAAAUUCUUAGAACAAGAUGAAGGUUAUCGUCCAUGUGAUCCAACAAUUAUUGUUGAAAGAGUACAACAAUUACAAGAUGCAUAUUCUGAAUUAGUACGUUUAGCUGUUGAAAGACGUGCACGUCUUGAAGAAUCACGUAAAUUAUGGCAAUUUUAUUGGGAUAUGGCUGAUGAAGAAAAUUGGACAAAAGAAAAAGAACAAAUUGUAUCAAGUGGUGAUAAUGGACAUGAUUUAACAACAGUUAAUUUAUUAUUAUCAAAACAUAAAGCACUUGAAAAUGAAAUAUCAUCACAUGAACCACAAUUAAUGUCUGUUGCUGCUGUUGGUGAUGAAUUAGUACGUCAACAACAUUUUGGAUCAGAUAGAAUACAAGAAAGAUUACAAGAAAUAUUAGGUAUGUGGAAUCAUUUACUUGAUUUAUCAGCAUUUAGACGUAAACGUCUUGAGGAAGCUGUUGAUUAUCAUCAGCUAUUUGCUGAUGCUGCUGAUAUUGAUAUAUGGAUGUUAGAUACAUUAAGACUUGUAUCAUCUGAAGAUGUUGGACGUGAUGAAGCUAAUGUACAAUCAUUAUUAAAAAAACAUAAAGAUGUUACUGAUGAAUUAAAAAAUUAUGCAACUGUUAUUGAACAAUUACAUCAACAAGUUAAUUCACUUGGUGAACAAGAUUCAAAAUCAUCAGAAGUACUUGAAAGACUCGCGUCAAUCGAUUCUCGUUAUAAGGAACUUCUUGAACUUGCAAAAUUACGUAAACAAAGACUCCUUGAUGCAUUGUCAUUGUACAAAUUAUUUAGUGAGUCUGAUGGUGUUGAACAAUGGAUUGGUGAAAAAAAUCGUAUGUUAGAUACAAUGGUACCAGCAAAAGAUAUUGAAGAUGUUGAAAUAAUGAAACAUCGUUAUGAUGGUUUUGAAAAAGAAAUGCAUGCAAAUGCAUCACGUGUUGCUGUUGUUAAUCAACUUGCACGACAAUUAUUACAUGUUGAACAUCCAAAUUCUGAGGAAAUACAUUUACGUCAUAAUCAAUUAAAUGAAAAAUGGAAUGAAUUACGUGAAAAAGCUGAUAAUAAAAAAGAAGCACUUAAUUCAGCACAUGGUGUACAAACAUUUCAUAUUGAAUGUCGUGAAACUGUAUCUUGGAUUGAGGAUAAAAAAAGAAUAUUACAACAAACUGAUAGUUUAGAAAUGGAUUUAACUGGUGUUAUGACAUUACAAAGACGUUUAAGUGGUAUGGAACGUGAUUUAGCAGCAAUACAAGCUAAACUAGAUGCAUUAGAAAAAGAAGCACAAAGUAUUGAAGAUGAACAUCCAGAAGAAGCUGUAUUAAUACGUGAAAGAAUAACACAAAUACAAACAAUAUGGGAAGAAUUAACACAAAUGUUAAAAGAACGUGAUUCAAAACUUGAAGAAGCUGGUGAUUUACAUCGUUUCUUACGUGAUUUAGAUCAUUUCCAAACAUGGUUAACUAAAACACAAACAGAUGUUGCAAGUGAAGAUACACCAACAAGUCUUGCUGAUGCUGAAAAAUUACUUACACAACAUCAAAAUAUUAAAGAAGAAAUUGAUAAUUAUACUGAUGAUUAUUUGAAAAUGAUGGAAUACGGUGAAAAAUUAACAAAUGAAGCUGGUGAUGGUGAUACACAAUACAUGUUUUUACGUGAAAGAUUAAAUGCAUUAAAAAUGGGCUGGGAAGAACUUCAUCAAAUGUGGGUUAAUAGACAAAAUUUAUUAUCAAAUUCACUUAAUUUACAAGUAUUUGAUCGUGAUGCAAGACAAGCUGAAGUAUUAUUAUCACAACAAGAACAUUUAUUAGCUAAAGAUGAAACACCAAUAAAUUAUGAACAAGCUGAAAAUUUAAUAAAACGUCAUGAAGCAUUUAUGACAACAAUGGAUGCAAAUGAUGAUAAAGUUAAUUCAGUUGUACAAUUUGCAUCACGUUUAAUUGAAGAAGGACAUUUUGCUGCUGAUAAAGUUAAAAAAAAAGCUGAAAAUAUUAAUGAAAGACGUAAUAUUAAUCGUGAUAAAUCAAAUAAAUUAAUGGAAAAAUUAAAAGAUCAAUUACAGCUACAAAUGUUUUUACAAGAUUGUGAAGAACUUGGUGAAUGGGUACAAGAAAAACAUAUUACAGCACAAGAUGAAACAUAUAGAAGUGCUAAAACAGUACAUAGUAAAUGGACACGUCAUCAAGCAUUUGAAGCUGAAAUUGCAUCAAAUAAAGAUCGUUUAGAACAGCUACAACGUGCUGCUGAUGAAUUAAUUCAACAAAAACCAGAAUUAAUGAAUAUUAUAACACCAAAAGUUAGUGAACUUGCUGAUCAAUUUGAAGAACUUGAAACAACAACACAUGAUAAAGGUGAACGUUUAUUUGAUGCUAAUCGUGAAGUACUUAUACAUCAAACAUGUGAUGAUAUUGAUUCAUGGAUGAAUGAACUUGAAAAACAAAUUGAAAAUACAGAUACUGGUACUGAUUUAGCAUCUGUUAAUAUUUUAAUGCAAAAACAACAAAUGAUUGAAACACAAAUGGCUGUUAAAGCAAGUCAAGUUAUUGAACUUGAUAAACAAGCUGAUCAUUUACAACGUACUGUACCAGAUGAAAAAAUGGAAGAAAUUAAAUUUAAAAAAGAAAAAGUUGCACAAAGAUUUGCACAACUUAAAGAGCCACUUAUUGAUCGUCAAAGACAAUUGGAAAAGAAAAAAGAAGCAUUUCAAUUUCGUCGUGAUAUUGAAGAUGAAAAAUUAUGGAUUGCUGAAAAAAUGCCACAAGCAACAAGUUCAGAAUAUGGUAAUUCAUUAUUUAAUGUACAUAUGUUAAAGAAAAAAAAUCAAUCACUAUCAACAGAAAUUGAUAAUCAUGAAAUUAGAAUAAAUUCAGUAUGUAGUAAUGGACAAAAAUUAAUUGAUGAAAAACAUGAAGCAAGUGAUGAAUUUAAACGUCUUAUAUCUGAGUUGAAUGAAAAAUGGCGUGAAUUAAAAGAUUCAAUAAAUGAUCGUAUGUCAAAUUUAUUACAAAAUGAAAAAGCACAACAAUAUUUCUUUGAUUCAACUGAGGCUGAAUCAUGGAUGAGUGAACAAGAAUUAUAUAUGAUGGUUGAAGAUCGUGGUAAAGAUGAAAUAUCAGCUCAAAAUUUAAUGAAAAAACAUGAAUCAUUGGAGAAUGCUGUUGAAGAUUAUGCUGAUACAAUACGUCAACUUGGUGAAACAUCAAGACAAUUAAUAAAUGAUCAACAUCCAUUGGCUGAUCAAAUUGCUGUUAAACAAUCACAAGUUGAUAAAUUAUAUGCUGGAUUAAAAGAUUUAGCUGGUGAAAGACGUGCCAAGCUAGAUGAAGCAUUACAAUUAUUUAUGCUUAAUCGUGAAGUUGAUGAUUUAGAACAAUGGAUAACUGAACGUGAACUUGUUGCUGGUAGUCAAGAACUUGGUACUGAUUAUGAUCAUGUUACAUUAUUAUGGGAAAGAUUUAAAGAAUUUGCAAGAGAUACUGAAACAAUUGGUUCUGAAAGAGUUGCUGCUGUUAAUGGUAUUGCUGAUUCAUUAAUUGCAACUGAACAUUCAGAUGCAGCAACAAUUGCCGAAUGGAAAGAUGGAUUAAAUGAAGUAUGGCAAGAUUUACUUGAAUUAAUUGAAACACGUACACAAAUGUUAGCAGCAAGUAGAGAAUUACAUAAAUUUUUCCAUGAUUGUAAAGAUGUACUUGGUAGAAUAUUGGAAAAACAAAAUUCAAUGUCUGAUGAACUUGGACGUGAUGCUGGUUCAGUAUCAGCUUUACAACGUAAACAUAUUAAUUUUAUUCAAGAUUUAUCAACAUUACAAAAUCAAGUAUCACAAAUACAAGAUGAAUCAUCAAAAUUACAAGCAAGUUAUGCUGGUGAUAAAGCAAAUGAAAUAACAAAUCGUGAAACAGAAGUUGUUGCUGCAUGGAAUAAUUUACAAUCAUUGUGUGAAGGUAGACGUAUGAAACUUGAAGAUACUGGUGAUUUAUUCAGAUUCUUUAAUAUGGUUAGAACAUUAAUGAUAUGGAUGGAUGAUGUUGUUAGACAAAUGAAUACAUCUGAAAAACCACGUGAUGUAUCGGGUGUUGAAUUAUUAAUGAAUAAUCAUCAAAGUUUAAAAGCUGAAAUUGAUACACGUGAAGAUAAUUUACUUGCAUGUAUUAAUCUUGGUAAAGAUUUAUUAUCAAGAAAUCAUUAUGCAAGUUUACAAAUUAAAGAAAAAUUAACAUCAUUGACUGAUCAUAGAAAUGCAUUAUUACAUAGAUGGGAAGAACGUUGGGAAAAUUUACAAUUAAUAUUGGAAGUUUAUCAAUUUGCUAGAGAUGCUGCUGUUGCUGAGGCAUGGCUUAUUGCACAAGAACCAUAUUUAUUGAGUCAAGAACUUGGAUUGACAAUUGAUGAAGUUGAAAAUUUAAUUAAAAAACAUGAAGCAUUUGAAAAAUCAGCAGCUGCACAAGAAGAAAGAUUUAGUGCCUUGGAACGUUUAACAACUUUUGAAUUGAAAGAAUUAAAAAGACGUGAACAAGAACGUGAAGAGGAAGAAAGACGUAAACAAGAGGAGGCAGCUGCUGCUGAAGCUGCACGAUUAGCUAAAGCAACUCCUGUAACAAGUCCAGACGAACCAAUGAGCGAACGAGCCGAAGCAGAUGGUGUUGAUCGUAGUGACCGCGAUGAUGAUCACGUGACACUGUCCAAGGCUUCUACACGAACACCGCUAUCCCAAGAAAAACCAAAGGAAGUGCAUGAUCAAAGGCAGAAAGAAUUAUCUCGUCCUGAUGAAUUGAAGAUACAAAGUGUUAUGCCAACAACCCCGAAAUCUCGAGCCUCUCUCCCGUCAACUCCGACAACUCCUCGAGGUGGAAGUGGCUCUGAAUCUGGUACAUUGAAACGUAAUACCAGAAGUCGCAGUAAAUCACCAUUCAGAAGUUUUCGUUGGAAAAAAACACCAAAAUCACCGAGCUUAGAUCGUAGCGGUGUUAGUGAUGAUGAUCAUAGUUUUCACGAACAAAGAAGUCCAAGUGAUGAUGAAUUUGAAGGUUUACUUGUUCGUAAACACGAAUGGGAAAGUACAACUAAAAAAGCAUCAAAUCGUUCAUGGGACAAGCUUUACAUGGUUAUACGUGGACAAACAUUGGUAUCAUACAAAGAUCAAAAAUCUUAUAAAUCAGCACCAGAUCAAACAUACAAAGGUGAAGUUGCUCUUGAUCUUAGAAGUUCAACAAUUAUCGUUGCAAGUGAUUAUACAAAGAAGAAACACGUCUUCCGGGUUAAACUACAAAGUGGAGCAGAUUACUUGUUCCAAGCCAAAGACGAUGCUGAAAUGAAUGAAUGGGUUGGAGCAUUGAAACAAUCUGCACAAGGUACAUCUGGUGCUGGCUCAUCGAAAGCACAUACACUACCAGCUCCAACACAAGCUGAGACUAAAAGACGAAGCUUCUUCACACUCAAAAAAAAUUAAAUUGGAGCAAUGAAGUGGAUAUAUUAUUUGUCUGAAGAACCUGUCUCUCCAAUGAUUGACAUAAACAAUCAAGAUAAGAAGCACCGAAAAUAUAAGAAAAAAAAAUUAAAUAAAAAAAUAUUAAUAUUAAUAUUAAGAAAAGAUAUUUAAAAAGAAAAAAAAAAUAUUUAAAAUAAAUUAGACGACCAGGCCAUAAACAUCUCAAAGUCAAGUUGAUAAUUUCAUAAUAAAUUUGACUUUCGUAUGAAGAAAAUAAAUAAUGCAUAAAAAAAUAAAAAUUAAAAACGAUUGACUUGUUGAAAAAGUCAAUCAUAUUUUGGCUGCAAUAUCGCUAUGAUAGUAAAAAAAAAGAAAAAAAAAUUAACAA